Molecule: messenger RNA, 6104 nt
Organism: Neoarius graeffei (lesser salmon catfish)
Lineage: Eukaryota; Metazoa; Chordata; Actinopteri; Siluriformes; Ariidae
Gene: ndrg2
Product: NDRG family member 2
Exons: 17
Coding region: 473-1579 (368 amino acids)
Biological process (GO): signal transduction
Cellular component (GO): cytoplasm
Source: RefSeq, a predicted model, not a curated record
UGACGGCUCCAUAUUUCGUGCAGGAUUUUUUUUUUUUUUUGGCUUGCUACUCGAGAAAGAAGAAAAUAACAGAGUGAUUCUGUGAGAGGGACGGCAAGCCAAAAUAACAAAGACGGAAGAAAAGUGAGAGACAGAGAGCAUAUUGGGGACGAGACAAAAGACGAGAGUGGAGGGAAAUUAAAGCCCAGCAGAGAGAGAGAGCAGGAGCGCGCGUGCAGGCACAGCUGUUGUAAUUUGCACAUUUUGUCAGCUGUCAAAUAUCGGUUUUAGUUGUUCUGCACGGGUUUCCCCCCCACCACCACCAAUCUCUGCAGUGACAGACGCUUCCUUCUGUUCAGUUUAACUGGUAUUACGCGCUCUAAAAGAUACUGUCUCAGACAGAGAGGGAGAGACCGGGAAAGAGAGAGAUGAAGAGAGAUUAGGAAAAGAGAUUGAAGUUAUCUAAAGGAUUAGGCCACAGGAAGGACUUAGAAUGACGACCGAAUUGCAAGAGAUUGCCAUCAUGGAGGACAAGCCUUUACUUACGAGUCAAACGGACAGCGUGAAGGAGGCUGAGAUUGCAGCCAGACUAUUGUUGGAUCGGGGUCAGGAAUACAAUAUUGAGACCCCACAUGGUUUGCUGCAUGUGACGCUCCACGGCACAGGAAGCACCCGUCGGCCAGCUAUACUGACUCUUCAUGAUGUGGGAAUGGACAGUAAGAGCUGCUUCUCUACUCUCUUCAAGUUUGAGGAGAUGCAGGAGAUUGUGAAGAACUUCACAGUGGUUCACGUGGACGCCCCAGGACAAGAGGAGGGAGCUGCGCCCUAUCCUGCUGGGUAUCAUUAUGUCUCUAUGGAUCAGCUUGCAGAAAUGAUCCCAUUAGUCAUACAGUACUUCAAUUUCCGUACUGUGAUUGGAGUUGGAGCUGGAGCAGGGGCCUACGUUCUUUCAAAGUUCACACUUAAAAAUCCAGACUCUGUGGAAGGUCUUGUUUUGAUAAAUAUUGAUUCGAAUGCUCGCGGCUGGAUGGACUGGGCUGCCCAAAAGCUCAGCACACUGACUUCCUCACUUGCCGAGCAGCUCCUUGCUCACCUCUUCAGUCAGGAGGAGAAUUCGUCCAACACUGAGCUUGUUCAGGCACACAGACAGAGGAUCUCAGCAGCCUCCAACCUGGUGAACAUCGAUCUCUUCUGGAAGAGCUACAACAAUCGCAGGGAUCUGAACAUUGACCGUAGCAACACACUCAAAUGUCCCGUCCUGCUGGUGGUAGGAGACCAGGCACCAUAUGAAGAAGCUGCAGUGGAGUGCAACAGCAAACUGGACCCAACUACAACCUCAUUCCUGAAGAUGGCUGAUGCUGGUGGGAUGCCGCAACUCACUCAACCCAGCAAGCUGACUGAGGCGUUCAAAUAUUUCAUUCAGGGAAUGGGAUACAUGGCAUCCUCCUGCAUGACCCGUCUGUCCCGCUCACGCACCACCUCCCUCUCUUCAUCCUACUCCCUGGAGGGCUCUCGCUCACGGUCGCGCACUCUUUCCCAGGGCUCCGUAGGUGGAAACUUGCCUCCUAGCCCCUCCAACACAAUGGAGGUGUCCUGCUAAAGAGAGAGAGAAUGAGAGAGAGAGAGGUGGAUGGAUGGAUGGAUGGAUGGAUGGAUGGAUGGAUGGAUGGAUGGAUGGACGGACGGACGGACAAGUGGAAGGCCACUACUAUUGAGAGGGUCAUAAAGUGUAAAGCAAGAAAGAAAGCGAGACCUAAAGAGAGCAAGAGAGAUAUUCCUCUUACCAAACUAAAUCUCAUUCUCAUGUAUAAUUCGCUCAUCCCGCACUUGGGGGAAGUGAGGGAUUCUUAAGGGAAGCGAGCCAGAAACAAGUGACAUGGGGAGAGAGGGAGAAAAAAAAAUCCAUCUCUCCAUCCCUCUGUCAACUUAGCAUCUUGUGGUACAGGUAGGGGCCUGUAGAGAGACCCAAGAUGUAGUGAUAACCAAUAGUAAUACUUCUAAUAUAGAAUAUUAAUUAUAAUUAUCUAUAAAUAAUGACAGUAAUGUAAUUAAAAACAGUUCACUUAAUUACAUGUUGAAAACUAGAGGAAAAAAAAAACAAUAGAGUAGCAAUACUCAUGUGUCUGAGUUCUUUUGGUAUACUAUUUGGUGUGUUUGGAGUGGAUUUUUUUUUAAAUGAAUUUUACUGUAAUAGUCAUGUGACCCCCAUAUAGGGCCAUGACAACAGGUGUUGGAUAAAUACCAAUGUCUUUCGGUCGCAGCCAGCUCAUGUCUUCCAGUUGACUUAUUUGAAAACAUAAGUAUGGAAACUGUGUGUGAAAAUGAAAGAUUGAGACAUUAGUCUGUUUGACUGCUCCAAACUGAAUGGUGGAAUUGUUACAAUUUUUUUUUUUUAUUCGAGAGUAUAUGGAUUAUAGAGAUAUUGAAUUGUACAAAGACAAAAGAGCAAAACAGAAAAAAAUAGGUGAAUUUUAAGCUUCUCCUGCCUGGAAUUUUUUUUUUAAACACCAGAUGAAUUUAUUUUAUUUUAGUACGGCUCUAUCCCAAAUGCUGAGUGUUUUAACAAAAUUCAUUCAACCAAGUAACAUGUUCGAAAGUAACCCCUUGAAACUGAUGUAAGAUCUACAUACAUCAGUACACUUAGUUGAAACCUACCAAUUCUAACUGCUUAAUAAAUAAAUUUACACAAUCAUUGGAAAGUUGCAACUCCAUGCCUAUAGCCUUUUCCCAGUGUUGCCACUAGAAUAUGCCCCAGUGCACUUCCAGUUCCAAAGCAAACACAAUGGCCCUUAUUCAGUAAAGUCGCAAAAAUCAAGCUCAGAUUUGGAUGAAUGGAAUGACAGGAACAAAUCUGCAUCGGAUUCAUGAAACUGUCUGACGAGUGGAGGUUUAAACCCAACAGAUGCAUGUAGUUAUGCGAAUGAGUUAAUAGGGAAGUUUUUAUUCAUUUUAGAACUCUGUCAGAUUUAUCAGUUUUAUUAUUAUUAUUAUUAUUAUUAUUAUUAUUAAAGCUGUAUGUAUCAAUAUAGGUGAGCCAAGUUUCUCAAACAAAAUUGAAUCCUUAGUUCAUUUUUUUUUUAAAUCAGACAUCAUGCAAUGAAAAUCAGACAACUAAACUUAAUCCAGUUCUGGUUUUUUUAAGUGUCGAAAUUUUGAUACAAGUGUUGAUCUGGAUUUAUUAUAAUAACCUCACAAAACAAUAUCAAAGGGUCUUUGAAUUAGCCAGGACCUGUGUUUCCAAGUUCAACACUUUGCGAUGCCUCUUGUAUGCAAAUGCAUUACUAUUACUGAAAUGAAGGACUAAUGAGCUGAUCAAGAUCAACGUCUGCCGCUUUAAUUUGCAUUUAGAAAUUACAGGUUGACAUAAAGCCCCAUUACUUGUAUUUUAGUAUAAAGUUUCUGCACACAUGAUCAUGAUUAUCCAUUUUAUUUGGUAUGUUUUAUAGUACACUACUUACGAUAUUGGCUUAUAUAAUUGAUGGCACGAGCACUCGGUAUGUUUACAUGCACAUUAAUAUUCCACUGUUAUUCCAAAUGACGAUAUUCGGAAUUUGAUACGAGUCAUGUCAACAGCAUAUUCCAGUUGGAUAUUCUGAGUUUGGCCUUUUUCCAAAUUUAGCAUUCUCUGAUUAAGACAUGUGGGAGACACGGCCUUUUGCCUGUUUAUGGUCAGCUCUGUAUGUUGUACACAAACCAACUAGACAACAGCUUGCAAGGUAAAUGCAUGUAAAUGGGAACAUUACUGAAAUUUUCAUGUACAUUAGCAAUGUAAACAGCUUAAAAAAACUGGAACAGUUUAUGCAUGUACUGUAAAAGGCAGUGAUAGUUUCCUUAUUUAAGCAUAAAACAGGCAUUUUUUUAAGUUGUAAAAAGGUUUUACAUAUUUACACACACACUGUCCAGACCUGAAUUUCAUGCUAAUGUGCCAAAGAUGAAAUUGAUGAAUAAGGGUUUACAUGCACUAAGUAGCUCGGCUACAGUCACAUAAUCUAGGUCGCGUAGCUCGAUUACGAGAAAUCCAGUUCGUUUCGAUUUCAGCCGAGCUAAGGUGUAUCCAUGGCAUUUAGAACUUCGAUUUCAGUCGAGCUACGGCAGAAAUUCGAUUUUCUCUAUGUGCAUGUAAACGCACUCAGUGUUGUCAUUUUUUGUGUGAUCAUUUUGCGAUCAGAUUUGAUAGUAUGCAACUUCGAUGAAAUAAGGGCCAGUGUGAACACUGGAAAAUAAUGACUAUCCAGAAAUUUGGAAAACUGGAUCAUUUAUCCUAGUGUUUGAUGUUUUAGUUCAGAAACUAACUAUGCUAGAAUGUCGACAUGUUCUAGCCUAGCAUGUGGGAAAAGGCACAGUUUCUCAAAUAAAAUAUUGGAAAACAUUUGAUAUGGACAUUAUUUUUUAUUUUUCUGUAGCAUAGCUAUGUCCCAUGAAUUAAUAAUAACCCCCUCGAACCAAACAAUGAUUUUGAUAAUGAUCUGCCAGCAAGUCCACUGCCACCAGGUUGUUACUACUAAUACAGAACAAAAGAUAACUACUUUAUUUUAACCGCUAAGCUUUUCAAGUUAAUCCGUAGUCAAGUGUAAACAUCUGUUGUGUGUUGUCUGUGUGCUUGAUUAGACACACUUUACUAAUAAAAGCUCACACAAUUUCUGAUCUAACAAAAACAUUUGAAGUUUCUUGCUAAUAACGGCAUACGCUGCCAACACAUUAGUUAACUAGUCUUACCUAAAAGCCUCUAGAGGAACUGACUAGUUAAAUCUAACCCAUUAUAACAAACAAAUGUAGGCAUUUCUUCAACAGAGGCAAAUCAUGAGUCAGUACAAAUCAGACCAGCACUGUUCUAUUGUGUAGAAGCCAUGAUAAUCAAUACAGCACAGCACUGCCCUAAAACACCAGAUCAUUAGACAAUUCUCUGUUUACAUGACACAGAAUCCUGUCAAGAGUUUGUGUAUUUGAUGGGCUACAUUGGUGUACUUGUCACAUGCAGCCAAAUCACACUGCAACGUACGUAGGGUUCCAGUACUGUUUUUCAUAUGUCCUUGGCAACUUGAUUAGUUCCUCAGCAUUAGUUUCUUGGCCUUGAGGGAAUUCCUAUUCCAAAAGGAAAGGGCAGGGGGAAACGACCCUGACCUGUUGGUGUUCUCAUAUGGAACGCCAUUGCUAGCACUGUGACGUCAGCAUGGCACACAGCCACUAACGUCUCAUAAAAAUAACAAAAGUAUACCACCAACCAACAAAGCACCACAAUCACUAAGCAUGCUACAUAUAUUAUACUUUAAAGAUAUUUACGAACUAUGUUUCAGCGUGGGGUUUUCCUUGAAUUAACUUGAGUGAAGUUUGUUAAUUGGAGGUCCAAGUGAGUUGACCAAUUGAGUUGAUGUAAUUAUAGAUUUAACAACGUAUGUUUUGAAUUGAUGCUUUCAAACGGAGUUUUAUGUAAGAGUAAAUAAAGCACUGGCUACUCCUUCUUGUGCUUUAAGUGGUCAGUGGUUAUAUCACACUGUUGAAUUGUGAGGAAACAUCAAAAACAGUAUUGAAACACAAGGAUGGUGUUUGUGUUGAGUCUUGCUUUUGUUGAGAUUAGUGUUUGAAAGUUGGAGCAGAAGAAUAUUAGUUGCUGAAAUGUAUAGACAUGGAACGUGGUAUCAUUUAGUCAAAUGCUGAUGGAAGAAUGCAGGUACAGGUGUUUGAUACAGAACGAAUGCUUUGUAUUGCUGGAUAAAAACUUUACUAAAAAGAGUAAAGGGGAAUGUCUGAUAUAGUUUACUCUGGGGAGUUAAAAAGGGGAAAUAAACAUGGAAGUGUCCGUGUUUGGGCUGGAGCUGCGUGAUUGCUCUUCCACAUUUAUAUUUUGUUUUAUUUUACUAUUUUUCUUCAAUCAUACCCUUUUUAAUGUUCAAUCCUCCCUGUGUUUCCUGUUGUACAAGGUUACUGUCUCACUGUUGUUAUUGGUUAGACAUCAUUGUGCUAGUUCCUGUGUAAUCUCCGUUAGCAUUAGAAUGUAAAAGGGGGAAUUAACAUUAUUAACAAAAACAAAUGUAUAACAAAAUACAAUCCAAGUUUCUUGUGUGGUUAAUUCUGUGUAAUGCUAUGAACAACUGAAAAAAAUGUAUUAAUAAAAAGGAAGUAAACCA